This is a messenger RNA of Dipodomys spectabilis (banner-tailed kangaroo rat), 580 nucleotides long. RefSeq names its product LYR motif-containing protein 1. Bases 125 to 493 code for a protein of 122 amino acids. The record is from RefSeq and is a predicted model, not a curated record. Gene Ontology annotation, cellular component: mitochondrion. Lineage: Eukaryota; Metazoa; Chordata; Mammalia; Rodentia; Heteromyidae. The transcript has a single exon.
CAGCCGGCGGAGCUCGGUCGGCCACCGCUGCGGCGAAGCUCCGGGCGCCGCCUCCUCGCAGCCCUCCGGGGGCUGCCGCGCUGCGGGGUGGGGGAAGGCAGGACUGACGCAGACAGGUCUGAAGAUGACCACAGCAACACGGCAAGAAGUCCUUGGCCUCUAUCGCAAAAUUUUCAGACUUGCAAGAAAAUGGCAGGCAGCAUCAGGGCAGAAGGAAGACACCAUGAAAGAAAAACAGUACAUACUCAGUGAAGCCAGAGCGCUGUUCCAGAAAAACAAAAACCUCACAGACAUAAACCUGAUUAAACAGUGUAUAGAUGAAUGCACUGCCAGGAUUGAAAUUGGACUGCAUUACCAGAUUCCUUACCCAAGACCAAUUCAUCUGCCUCCAAUGAGCCUUACACCACUACAAGGCCGAGGACUUCGAACCCAAGAGAAACUGAGGAAACUUUCCAAACCAGUAUAUCUCAAGUCUCAUGAUGAAGUUUCUUAACCCAGAAGAUAUUUGUUUCUGCAAAUGAUGAACCAAUUUGCUCUUGACUGUAAAUCAUACAAUAAGACCCUUCUCCUUGACUAAGGG